This is a messenger RNA of Vollenhovia emeryi, 2209 nucleotides long. Its product is annotated as piggyBac transposable element-derived protein 4-like. The transcript is spliced from 2 exons. Lineage: Eukaryota; Metazoa; Arthropoda; Insecta; Hymenoptera; Formicidae. The record is from RefSeq and is a predicted model, not a curated record. Bases 452 to 2185 code for a protein of 577 amino acids.
AAAAAACUUAGUGUUGGUAGGGACCUGCACAUGAUGUAAAAAGAAAGGUGUAACAACAUCGUGUAUGCGCAGUAGUCAUGUGCAUUUGGACCCAAAUUUCAUUGGCUCGCUCAUCGUGCGCCGCCGCUAUGCGCAAUGAUACACCUUUCUUGCAGUAGUCCAUGUGCAUUUGGACCCAAAUUUCAUUGGCUCGCUCAUCGUGCCGCCGCCGCUAUGCGCAAUGAUACACCUUUCUUUUUACAUCAUGGACCUGCAGGCAAAGCCCAGCCGUAUUGCGUCAGUUAGUCUCUGAGCUACAGCCGGAGGAAGUUGAGCGCUCGGCGAAAACGACCCAGUCUGUAGGGCGCGUUAGUAAAAAGAGAUUUUAGCGCAUCUAUUUUUUUUGCUGCCAAAAGCCUCCAAACGGUGCACUAAGAAAAUAAAAAUAACCAAAAAUACAUUUUUUGGUAGUAUGACGGACAGAAGUCCCAAGGAUAUAAGAAGACUUCUUCGAGAGCGACCUCCUGAGAUUAAUUACGAGGAGUUGUCGGAAGAUGAAGUGGAUUACGUAGAAGAGUUUAGCGAGGUCGAUGAUAUUCAGGAUUGCGAUGAAGAUACCAGCCUCGACCAUACAUAUCAAAACGAUCUGGAGUACGAGUCUGACGAACAGCAGGAAGCGCAAACAUCAGGGCGUCCUCAGUCAGUUAUAAAGGGUAAAAAUAAUUACAAGUGGUACAAGACUGCUCCGGAAACAAGAGGGCGACGGUCGACGGAAGUUUAUUUGCCCAAAGGGAGUGGAGAUGCAAGAAAUGUAAAAACACCAUUAGAAGCUUGGAGUCUACUUUUUCCGACUGAGUUAUUAGAAAUAGUCAUUCUGCAAACAAAUGCAGAAAUUCGAAGAAGAGAUAAUUACCCGACUGAAGGCUAUACAGAAACAAAUUUGGUGGAAUUAAAGGCUUUACUGGGAUUACUAUAUUACAGCGGAAUGGAAAAACAGAACCACACCAAUACCGAGGAUUUGUGGAAGCCACGAUUUGGAAGUAAUUUAUACAGAGCUGUAAUGGCAAGAAACCGUUUCCAUUAUUUGUUGGAGUGUCUUCGUUUUGACGAUAAGGCGACCAGAGUCGAACGUCGAAAAGUGCACGGAUUAGCGCCUAUAAAAGAAAUUUGGGAUAUGUUUAUUUCCAAUUGCACGCGAUACUAUUCUCCAUCCACUUACUGCACGAUCGACGAACAACUUCUCAAUUUUCGAGGACGUUUUGGUUCGAAAGUCUACAUACCGAGUAAACCAGACAAGUACGGUAUAAAAAUCGUAUCCAUGCACGAUGUGCAAACUUCAUAUAUGAUAAACGCGGAGCCCUACGUAGGGCGGGUUCUUUCCCGUGCAGGUGAAUCUGUGCCAAGCUAUUACGUUCGACGGUUGUCAGAAUCAAUUUAUAACACGGGACGAAAUAUCACAUGUGAUAAUUGGUUCAUGUCCGUUGAUCUUGUUCGAAAAAUGAAAACUGAUUAUGGCCUAACCAUGAUUGGCACUGUACGAAAAAAUAAACGCGAAAUACCACCAUCGUUCACGCGAACAGCGGCUGCUGGUACUACUCGCUACGCAUACGCCGAAGGAAAUACCUUAGUUUCGUACUGUCCUAAGAAAAACAAGGUCGUUAUAUUAUUAUCAAGCUUGCACAACAGUGGACGACUGGACAAAGAAACCGAAAAACCGGAAAUAGUAGCUUUCUACAACCGCACAAAAGGAGGGACCGAUACCUUUGAUCAGAUGUGCCACCUCUACACCACUGCUCGCGUCACUGCUAGGUGGCCUCUGAGAUUGUUUUUUGACAUGAUGGAUCAUGCUGCAGUCAAUUCCUUUAUAUUAUACAGUUUGCGAUCAUCAAAUGAGGGAUUAAAUCGAAGAGAUUUUCUCAAGGAUCUGACUUUUUCCCUGGUCGAACCACAACUUCGAUUUCGCCUUACCGCACGAACACUGCGAGCUAAUUUACGUGUCAUGAUAAACGAAAUACUUCAAAUAAACCCGGAACUUUCAGCACAGAUACAGACUGUUACAGCACAGACUCACAAGUUACAAAAAAGAAAACGCUGUUCAUUUUGUAUAACUGAAAAAAAAACUGUUUAUUGUUGUGCAUUGUGUAAGAAACCAACUUGCGACGACCAUCGCGUAAACAUUUGCAAAACAUGUCACGCUUGCUCAUAAUUUUCAAGAUUUUUUUCAUUACUU